Molecule: messenger RNA, 568 nt
Organism: Calidris pugnax (ruff)
Lineage: Eukaryota; Metazoa; Chordata; Aves; Charadriiformes; Scolopacidae
Gene: RPS12
Product: ribosomal protein S12
Exons: 6
Coding region: 146-544 (132 amino acids)
Biological process (GO): translation
Cellular component (GO): cytosolic small ribosomal subunit; ribosome
Molecular function (GO): structural constituent of ribosome
Source: RefSeq, a predicted model, not a curated record
CGCGGACAGCCUGCUCCCGCGCGCGCGCUGGGGUCCUAGCGUGCUAUAAGAGCGCGAGGCGGAAGGCCCGCCUCCCUCUUUCGCUGGCGGCUGGCGGCGGCGCCGGGCAGGAACCCGGGCGGGAACAGCACCCACCGAGAGCACCAUGGCCGAGGAAGGCAUUACUGCUGGAGGUGUAAUGGAUGUUAACACCGCCCUGCAAGAAGUGCUGAAGACUGCACUUAUCCAUGAUGGCCUCGCUCGUGGUAUCCGUGAAGCAGCCAAAGCCUUGGACAAGCGCCAAGCCCAUCUUUGCGUUCUGGCUUCAAAUUGUGAUGAACCCACGUAUGUAAAAUUAGUUGAAGCACUUUGUGCAGAACAUCAGAUAAACCUAAUAAAGGUUGAUGACAACAAGAAGCUGGGUGAAUGGGUUGGGCUCUGCAAGAUCGACAGAGAAGGAAAACCUCGCAAAGUAGUGGGCUGCAGUUGCGUGGUGGUCAAAGACUAUGGCAAGGAAUCUCAGGCCAAGGAUGUCAUCGAAGAGUACUUCAAGUGCAAGAAAUGAACGGAAAAUAAAUUUUAAACCUGA